Molecule: messenger RNA, 588 nt
Organism: Cordyceps fumosorosea ARSEF 2679
Lineage: Eukaryota; Fungi; Ascomycota; Sordariomycetes; Hypocreales; Cordycipitaceae
Exons: 1
Coding region: 1-588 (195 amino acids)
Source: RefSeq, a predicted model, not a curated record
AUGCACCCGAUGCACCGAUUACUCAAGUCGGUUGUGAGAAUGUUCCACGACACUCGGUCUAUUGUUGUCGUCGAUUUGAUUCUGCAUCAUCAUGGAAAGAUCAAGCUUCACGAAGCCCUGAAUGUCCUACCAUUCUCGUGGAAUGAGCUACAAAAUACUAUACGACUUUUGGUCAUGGAGGGCUAUCUGCGUCUCGAUCCGGACGAGCUUGACAUGGCCUAUAUCCGCGAGCACGGCCUCGUUUAUGCUAGCUAUGGCUCUACACUGAGCUUCAUCGCGGCAAAGCUCGAGGCAUCCGGGGCACUGGUAAACGAAAUACUGCACAAGGACCCUCAGAUAUUUUCGUGUCCACGAUGUCACAAGGGCUGCGGAGCGCUUGACGCUUGGCCAGAAGGCGGCACGAUCAUGACGUGUCCGGGCUGCGGGGCUGCCCUUUCUCUUGUGCCCGCAAAUGAGCUGGAACGACAGGAACAGCACAAAGAAGAACUUUGUAUGGAUAGGAGAGUUUUAGCAGAUCUGCUGAAAGCCGCCCAGCUGUCGCCGCUGGCUGAGCCGCACGUCCCGGGAGCCCACAAUGAAACUACAUAG